UUGCUCCAGAGCCUAUAUGCCCGGGCUGCAUUCGUUUUGACCACCAUGUUUUCUCUACCGAGGCGCUGCCCUCAAACGCAAAGGCUUCUGAGUAGGUCAUGGACACCAGUUCUGGCUACGUACUCUGGCCAGCUGCCCUGGAAACCCAUUCUGGACGCCUCUUCUGGCCAGACAACUGUACUGGAGAAUUCAACGGCUGGCUUCCGGUUCUAUUCAAUGCACACCCGAGGAUAUCUCGAUAAAACAGCCAACCAAGUCCAUGUUGACACAGGAAGUUAUGGCAGCGAUCAACUCGUUUCCUUGAACCCUUGAAAACAGCUAGCAUCAGCAUGGGGGAGGGAUCUAUCAGCUCACCAAAAGGCAAUUCACCAGUACAGUAGAUUUCAUUGGUUAUGAGAAAUCCAAGAUGAGGGUAUGGGGAAUGUGCCAUAAACAUAUGCAUUCACAGCUUCACAAUCAUAAACCAGCACAGGAUUAUCCGCCUCAGUCAUUCCUUGUUGUUCUUCUCUUUUGAGAAUACCCCUGGUAUUCGCUGUGAGUCAUAGCAGGGUUGGAAGUGUGAGUGGGCCUUUGGGUGACAAACAAACAAGCAAUCAAGCAUUGGCAUUCUAGAAGCUGCCUGCCCCUUUUCAACACUCCUUGCGAUGACAUCAUACUGUUACACCUAUGAAUCUUGCGUGGAAAGGUGUAAGUAUUAAAUCAAACCAUGGCCCCUCCUAGCAAAAUCUUGUUAGUUUCUUCAUUAUCCUCCGAGAACUUGCUUCAGACCAUUGAUGUCAGGUAACCAAGAUGCACACUGCUUAUGACGCACUGCGGCAGACAGAGAGAGGCCUGCCUAUCUCACAGCGGCUGCCGAACCAACAACUGACAUACACAAAGCUGCGAGACAAGUGUCCAUCUACAGCGCAGCUUUGACUUGUUUCAUUCCGUCCUCUAUCGUGACCCUUGAGUUCGCAUUCAUGUCACAACCAAAAUUGCUAGGCAUACAAUUGAUUUCCUAUUCACCCCUAGUGCGGCAUCGUCCGCUUUACCAUCCGCUUCGCCAUCCACAGAGGACGACAACGGCGAAAUUGCGCUCCGUUGAGAUUGAUCCGUCGCAGGUUCUGCAGGACCUGACAGCCAGGUCGCUAGCUGUAAGCAAAAGAGGUCAACGCGAAGAUUCCUCGCAGCUUCUUUCCAGUGAGAGAGUGUAUCUGAGAAGGCUCCAGUGGCCUUUUGACAGGCUGCACUUCGGACAUGUGUCGCCGACUCACCUCGCCCAGCGAUUGCCGGUUCCAAUGACGUUCCAAUGCUGUCCAUGGACGUCCUCGGACACGUCCCGUCGCGGAUACAUUCGCAUUUGUCGGUGUCGGGUUUGUUGAUGAUGCAUCCCUUGAGGCCGACCUUGCCAGUGCGCUUUUUUGCGUCCUGAUGUGUGUAGUGUUGACUUUCCUAGUCGCGUCCCGAGCUUGUAGAGACCUCGGCUGUCCCAGUCUGUCUCUCAUCCAUCCCUCGGUCAGGGGAUGAUUUGGGUGGUCGCUAUGAGUGUUCGAAGGUGUUCGACUUUGGCAGUUGUCUAGAAACACCUUUGAGGUAGGGAAAGAUGUACACUAAGACGAACAACUAAGUGAAUUGCACUCUAUCUAGUAAUAACUAACUCACAAC
Messenger RNA from Colletotrichum destructivum, 1644 nucleotides. RefSeq lists its product as uncharacterized. Bases 46 to 312 code for a protein of 88 amino acids. The transcript has a single exon. NCBI's taxonomy places the organism in Eukaryota, Fungi, Ascomycota, Sordariomycetes, Glomerellales, Glomerellaceae. The record is from RefSeq and is a predicted model, not a curated record.